CCUUCGUCUCAAACCACUGAAGUAGUGUCUUUAGUAGGCAAUAAUAUCAGCAGUAGGGUUUUGAGAGUGAAAAUGGUGAAGGCAUGGUUCUACAACGAGUAUGGAUCUCUGGACGUCCUGCAAUUUGGGGAAGUCCCAGAUCCAAGUUUAGGGCCUGGCCAGGUUUUGAUUAAAAUUCGAGCAGCUGCUCUCAAUCCUGUGGAUUUCAAGAUGCGCCAGUAUGGCAUUUUCCGCACCGCGGAUGCCCCCUUUCCUAUGGUGCCGGGGUGUGAUUUAGCAGGAGUAGUUGCCGAUGUGGGCGAAGGCGUGUCGAAAUUUAAGAAGGGCGACGAAGUUUACGGUGACAUUCAGGAUUUCACAGUCGGAAACCCUAGGCAGGUGGGCACUCUGGCAGAGUUCACGGUUGCGGAAGAGCAUCUGUUGGCUUUGAAGCCCACCAAUUUGUCUUUUGAGGAAGCCGCCAGUUUGCCGCUUGCGCUCUUAACCGCGUUGCAGGCGUUCGACUCAGUUGAUUUUCAGAAGGGGCAGAGCGUUUUUAUUGUGGGAGGUGCAGGCGGCGUGGGCACUCUGGCGAUUCAGCUGGCAAAGCAUUUUUUCGAAGCUUCUAGAAUUGUUUCGACUUCCAGUGCGGCGAAAGCUGAGUUUGUGAAAAGCCUGGGGGCAGAUCUGGUGGUGGAUUACACCAAGCAGAGCUACGAGCAAAUAGAUGAGAAAUUUGAUUUUGUUUUCGACACCAUGGGCGAAUCGUUCAAGUCUCAUGUGGUUGCAAAGGAGGGGGGUAAAAUUGUGGACAUUGCAUCAUUUCCUCCGCACGAGAAAGCUGUGAAUUUGCUUGUGAAGCCCCUAGGCAGCGAUUUGGAAAGGCUGGCCCAAUACAUUGAGAGCGGGAAACUGAAACCUAUAAUCGAUCCAAAGAGCCCGUUUGCUUUUUCUGAUGUUUUGGAGGCAUUCAAACACCAGGAAAGUGCGCGAGCCAGAGGAAAGAUUGUGGUUUCCCCCAUUGAAUGAGUGGUGUAGAUUUGUCCUGUCAAGAAAAGACUGACAUUAACGUACAACGUGAACGAUCUCCUCUUAUCGGAUAAAGAGAUCUUAUCUGAUUUUGUAUUUCCGUUUCACUUUUAUCGAAAUAGAGGAAUAAAAAGAAAGGUGUACAUGCUUGCAAUCAUUA
This is a messenger RNA of Cryptomeria japonica (Japanese cedar), 1168 nucleotides long. Its product is annotated as 2-methylene-furan-3-one reductase. The record is from RefSeq and is a predicted model, not a curated record. The transcript has 3 exons. Gene Ontology annotation, molecular function: oxidoreductase activity, acting on the CH-CH group of donors, NAD or NADP as acceptor. The coding region runs from base 73 to 1008 and encodes 311 amino acids. NCBI's taxonomy places the organism in Eukaryota, Viridiplantae, Streptophyta, Pinopsida, Cupressales, Cupressaceae.